AUGUUUUUAAAAAAUCAUACUUUUUAUGAUCUAAUCCCAGUAAAUAAAGCAUUUUUCACUUUAAUUUAUAAUGGUGUACGUGUUGCUAUUUUGUGGGAUUCUACUGAACAAAAACAUGUUGGCAUGUUGACAAUCACUGAUUUUAUACGUAUAUUACAUCGUUAUUAUGGUUCACCAGAUCAACCAAUAACGGAAUUAGAAAAACAUCAAAUUAAAACAUGGCGAGGUAAUUGUUUUAUUUAUACAGAUAGAUUAAAUUCAUUGUUUCAUAAGCAAAUACUUUAUUUAAGAGUGAAUAAUCGUUUGUAUUCGGCUAUGAUAUUGGCAAUGGUUUUUGGCUGGCUGUUAUGGUAA
This is a messenger RNA of Schistosoma turkestanicum, 354 nucleotides long. The record is from the annotation of a GenBank genome assembly. Lineage: Eukaryota; Metazoa; Platyhelminthes; Trematoda; Strigeidida; Schistosomatidae.